UCGCAGAAAGAGCACCUAGACGACAGCUCUCUUAAAGACAUUUGGUCCCACACCAGAACUCCCGUUAUCUCAUCUCCUACUCCACACCGAUCAGACCCUCUGGAGAUGUCGACUUCAACGACCCCAGAAAUUACCCGAUAUGGUAAUCUAGCUGAGCUCUGACUUAGCGUCGCACCAAGCUCCCUUGGCAUUAUCUAUUGCCUAGAGGGGAAUUUUUCCCUGUCAGUUGAUGUCAGUCUAUGGCAGUUUCGCGUGCCAUCAGCGACGUGGCGCGAUGCAUAAAUACCCCUUCGUUGCUCGGCCUAGCAUAGAGGUCCUGACUUCGAUGUUUUCCGUGCUACGAUAAGCUUGCGCCUGGCUUUUCUGCGUUGACUCGGUAGAGGCACUUUACGUCACUGAUUGAGAUUGGCUUCCAUUCUUCAGCAUGACUCAAGACCUUCAUCGCUCGCCGACCAUCGGCUCUGGACGAGGCCAGGUCGAUCCGUUAGAGCUGCCCUACGGCACGGUGGCGGACGGCGCCAACCUCGACGAGUUUGUCACCGAGACGAAGUCCGGAAAUAUCGUCAAGCCGGUCAAGUCUAACGUCACUGGCAAGGAGGAAGACUACAACCUGGUCACCUUUACGAUUGAUGAUCCCGAUAACCCGAAGAACUGGUCCAAGGCCUACAAAUGGUGGUGCACUAUCGUCGUUGCGUUCACCUGCUUUGUCGUGGCCUUUGCUAGUAGUGUCAUCACGGCGGACCUGGAGGGCGUGGGCUCGGACUUCAAUGUUUCUCGUGAGGUGACUAUGCUGCCGAUCACGGUUUUCGUGGUGGGAUUCGGUGUUGGACCCAUGUUGUUCGCUCCUCUGUCAGAAGUCGUUGGUCGCAGACCCAUCUAUGCAAUUACCCUCCUGCUGGCCGUUAUCUUCGUCAUCCCUUGCGCGGUCGCCCAGAAUAUCGGCACGCUGAUCGUAUGUCGUGCGAUCGACGGAAUCGCCUUCAGUGCUCCCAUGACGCUCGUGGGCGGCACACUGGCCGAUCUGUGGAAGAAUGAGGAACGAGGUGUGCCCAUGGCAACCUUCAGUGCGGCUCCUUUCUUGGGUCCGGCGAUCGGUCCUCUGGUAGGUGGGUUUCUCGGAGAUGCCAAAGGCUGGCGAUGGCUGUACUGGAUCCAACUUAUCCUUUCUGGGGCGGCGUGGUUCUUGAUCACCUUCACCGUGAAAGAGACGUAUGCCCCGUCGAUCUUGAAGAAGAGGGCGCAGAAGCUUCGCAAGGCCGAGAAGAGCGAUAAGUAUGUUACUGAACAGGAGCUGGAUCCACGUCCGCUUCUGGAGAGACUGCGUAUUUUCAUUGCCCGGCCGUUCCAGCUUCUUUUCUUGGAGCCGAUCGUGAUGUUUAUUUCGCUGUAUAUGUCUGUUCUAUACGGUCUUCUGUACAUGUUUUUCGUUGCGUAUCCGAUCGUAUAUCAAGCCGGAAAAGGCUGGAGCGCAAGCAAGACGGGGUUGAUGUUCAUUCCAUUGGCAGUCGGAGUUGUCCUCAGCGCCGCGUGCUCUCCCUUCGUCAAUCGGCAUUACUUGAAGUUGUGCAACCAGUUCAACGGGAAGCCUCCGGCCGAGAAACGCCUCAUUCCCAUGAUGUUUUCGUGCUGGUGCAUCCCCGUGGGACUGUUCAUUUUCGCGUGGUCCUCUUAUCCUCGCGUGCAUUGGCUGGGUCCCGCCAUGGGUGGAUUUCCGAUCGGAUAUGGAUUUAUUUUCUUGUAUAAUUCGGCCAACAACUACCUGGUGGACACCUACCAACACCAAGCAGCGUCGGCCCUGGCCGCUAAGACCUUUAUCCGGUCGAUUUGGGGGGCGGCCACUGUGCUGUUUACGGAGCAGAUGUACGAUCGGCUGGGGUACCAGUGGGCCAGUACGUUGCUUGCAUUCAUCGCGUUGGCCUGCUGCGCUAUUCCGUAUGUGUUUUACUUCAAGGGCGAGGCGAUCCGGCGGUACUCUAAGUUUGCCUUUAGCGAGGACGAGGAG
Aspergillus steynii IBT 23096 is the source of this 2002-nucleotide messenger RNA. RefSeq names its product MFS transporter. The transcript is spliced from 5 exons. The annotation marks the transcript as partial. The record is from RefSeq and is a predicted model, not a curated record. Lineage: Eukaryota; Fungi; Ascomycota; Eurotiomycetes; Eurotiales; Aspergillaceae. Gene Ontology annotation, biological process: transmembrane transport. Gene Ontology annotation, molecular function: transmembrane transporter activity.